AUGAUCAUAAUCUACCUCCUACUGGUGGUCUACAUCAUCAUAGUCUACCUCCUACUGGUGGUCUACAUUGGCAUGAUUUUCCUUAUUCUGGUGGUCUACAUAAUCAUAAUCUACCUCAUACUGGUUUUCUGCAUCAUCAGAAUCAUCCUACUACUGGUGGUGUACAUGAUCUUAAUCUACCUAAUACUGGUGGUCUACAUGAUCAGAAUCUACCUCCUACUGGUGGUCUACAUUAUCAUAAUCUACCUUAUACUGGUGGUCCACAUGAUCAUAAUCUACCUCAUACUGGGGGUCUACAUUAUCAUAGUCUACCUCCUACUGGUGGUCUACAUUGGCAUAAUCUACCUCCUACUGGAGGUCUACAUUGGCAUAAUCUACCUAAUACUGGUGGUCUACAUUACCAUAAUCUACUUCAUACUGGUGGUCUACAUUACCAUAAUCUACCUAAUACUGGUGGUCUACAUUGACAUAAUCUACCUCAUACUGGUGGUCUACAUCAGCAUUAUCUACCUAAUGCUGGUGGUCUACGUUAUAAUAAUCUACCUUCUAUUCGUGGUCUACAUUAUCAUAAUCCACCUCAUACUGGUGGUCUACGUUAUCAUAGUCUACCUAAUACUGGUGGUCUACAUUAUCAUAGUCUACCUCCUACUGGUGGUCUACAUUAUCAUAGUCUACCUCCUACUGGUGGUCUACAUUAUCAUAGUCUACCUCCUACUGGUGGUCUACAUUAGCAUAGUCUACCUUCUACUGGAGGUCUACAUUGGCAUAAUCUACCAACUUAUACUGGUGGUUUACAUGAUCUUAAUCUACCUCCUACUGGUGGUCUACAUCAUCAUAGUCUACCUCCUACUGGUGGUCUACAUUGGCAUGAUUUUCCUUAUUCUGGUGGUCUACAUGAUCAUAAUCUACCUCAUACUGGUUUUCUGCAUCAUCAGAAUCAUCCUACUACUGGUGGUGUACAUGAUCCUAAUCUACCUAAUACUUGUGGUCUACAUGAUCAGAAUCUACCUCAUACUGAUGGUCUACAUUAUCAGAAUCUACCUACUACUGGUGGUCCACAUGAUCAUAAUCUACCUCAUACUGGGGGUCUACAUUAUCAUAGUCUACCUCCUACUGGUGGUCUACAUUACCAUAAUCUACUUCAUACUGGUGGUCUACAUUACCAUAAUCUACCUAAUACUGGUGGUCUACAUUGACAUAAUCUACCUCAUACUGGUGGUCUACAUCGGCAUAAUGUUCCUAAUGCUGGUGGUCUGCAUUAUCAUAAUCUACCUCCUACUGGUGGUCUACAUUGUCAUCAUAUACCUAAUACUUGUGGUCUACAUGAUCAUAAUCUACCUUCUAUUCGUGGUCCACAUUAUCAUAAUCCACCUCAUACUGUUGGUCUACAUGGUCAUAAUCUACCUAAUACUGGUGGUCUAUAUGAUCAGAAUCUACCUCCUACUGGUGGUCUACGUUGGCAUAAUUUACCUUCUCCUGGUGGUCUACAUUGGCAUAAUCUACCUCCUACUGGUGGUCUACAUUAUCAUAAUCUACCUUAUACUGGGGGUCCACAUGAUCAUGAUCUACCUCAUACUGCUGGUCCUAUUAUCAAAGUACAUUGGCAUAAUGUACCUCCUACUGGUGGUCUACAUGAUCAUAAUCUACCUAAUGCUGGUGGUCUACAUUAUCAUAAUUUACCUAAUACUGGUGGUCUACAUGAUCAUAAUCUACCUAAUGCUGGUGGUCUACAUUAUCAUAAUUUACCUCCUACUGGUGGUCUACAUUGGCAUAAUCUACCUAAUGCUGGUGGUCUACAUUAUCAUAAUCUACCUCAUACUGGUUGUCUACAUGAUCAUAAUCUACCUCAUACUGGUUGUCUACAUUAUCAUAAUCCACCUCAUACUGUUGGUCUACAUGGUCAUAAUCUACCUAAUACUGGUGGUCUAUAUGAUCAGAAUCUACCUCCUACUGGUGGUCUACGUUGGCAUAAUUUACCUUCUCCUGGUGGUCUACAUUGGCAUAAUCUACCUCCUACUGGUGGUCUACAUUAUCAUAAUCUACCUUAUACUGGUGGUCCACAUGAUCAUGAUCUACCUCAUACUGGUGGUCCUAUUAUCAAAGUCUACCUCCUACUGGAGUUCUACACUGGCAUAA
This is a messenger RNA of Cheilinus undulatus (humphead wrasse), 2136 nucleotides long. Its product is annotated as NADH-ubiquinone oxidoreductase chain 5-like. NCBI's taxonomy places the organism in Eukaryota, Metazoa, Chordata, Actinopteri, Labriformes, Labridae. The coding region runs from base 1 to 2136 and encodes 711 amino acids. Gene Ontology annotation, molecular function: transmembrane transporter activity. The transcript has a single exon. The record is from RefSeq and is a predicted model, not a curated record. Gene Ontology annotation, biological process: transmembrane transport. Gene Ontology annotation, cellular component: membrane.